CAGUCUGUAAACUUUUCCAAACUCCUUUAGAACUUUUUCCCUUGCAGGCAGGAGCAGGAUCAGCCCAGUGCCCCCCGCCGCCCCUCUCGCCAUGCCGAGGGGUCAGGUAGAGGCUUCCUGAAAACCCGAGGUGCUACAGGUGUCCAUGAGCCUCAAAAUGGAGAUCAGGAACGGAGGGUCACUGAUUCUGGAUCCCGGGUUCCAGCAGCAGCUGGAGGACUCGAGGGAGCAGCUAAAACGGGAGAUCCAGAGGGAGCUGAAGAUCAAGGAGGGGGCUGAGAACUUACGCAAAGUGUCAACGGACAAAAAGCAUCAGGGCCACGUGGAGAGCCAGCUGAAGGCGUCCAACCGGCGCCUGCAAGAGCUGCACCGCCAACUGCAGGAGCUGAAUGGCCGCAUCGUCAUUAUGGAGAAGGACACCAAACAAGACGGGGUGGUCUCUCCGGACCACUGUAUAUUCGAUCAGAGCCUCGAUCCAAGGCAGCGCAGAGUGGAAGCGCUGAAGAGGCAGCUGCACAUAGAGAACAAGGUCCGACAAGGUGCAGAGAACAUAAUUCAGAUGUUUUCCAGUGGAGCGUCGAAGGACAGGAAGCUUCUGGCCACAGCUCAGCAAAUGCUUCAGGACAGCCGGAUAAAAACGGAGUUACUCCGCAUGCAGAUCGUGAAGUUAACACAGUCCCCGGGGGCGGCAUCUGACCUUAACGACUCGGACACGCUGUCGCCCCUGGAGUUGCGACUGGAGGAGCUGAGGCGGCACUUGCGAGUGGAAGCGGCGGUUGCAGAGGGAGCAAAGAACGUGGUGAAGUUGCUGGGUGGACGCAAACUGCAGGAUCGGAAGGCUUUGGCGGAGGCCCAGUCACGACUACACGAGUCCAGCCAGAAGAUCGACCUCCUCCGCCUGGCCCUGGAGCGCUGCUUGUCUGAGCUCCCCUCCGGACACCCCAAACAGCUGCUCAUCAAACAGGAUCUGCAGAGCUGUCCUACCGCGGGCGGCGUCUGGGGAAAGGAGCAAAGCCUGGGCCAGACCCUCACCCCUCUCAUCAAGCCGACGGCCCUGACGGGAACUCUGGAGAUCCACAUCUUGGGCUGUCAGGGGCUGCUGGAGUCGGUUCCUGGACGUUCUAGGGCGACGUCCGGUCACGAAAGUCCUAACGAGGCGAAGAACUUCAUGCGUUACCGGGCUGGAGGAAGCAGUCAUGGACGAGGCGGAUCUGGAAGAUACUUACGGACGGAUGAGCUCUGCGGAGAGGUGAUGUGCCUCCUCAAGGUCGAUAACAAGCCAGUCACUCAUACUAACUGGGGACCAGUUCACAACCAGUGCUGGGAUCAGAGGUUCACUAUCGAGCUGGAGCGGUCCAGGGAGUUGCAGCUGUCCGUGCAUUGGCGAGACUGGCGGGAGCUGUGCGCCAUCCGCUUCAUACGUCUGGAGGACUUUCUGGACAAUGAGCGGCACGGGGUUUGCCUGCAGCUGGAGCCACAAGGGAUGCUGUUUGCUGAGAUCAUGUUCUGUAACCCCGUGAUCGAGAGGAGAGGCAAAGUCCAGAGGCAAAAACGCAUAUUCCCAAAGCAGAAAGGAAAUGAUUUCCUCAGGGCCACCCAAAUGAACAUAAAUUUUGCAACCUGGGGACGACUGAUGAUGAGCAUCCUACCUCCGUGCGGCACCGUGACUUCUCUUAGCCCACCGCUACCCAGUUCUAGCGAUACCCAGGUUGAUCCCAUAGACAGCACUUUCCCGGUAAAGAAAUUGAUCUUCAGCGAUGACCCUUCAACUAAGCCACCACCACCCAAACCUCCCCGCGUGUUCCUCCCGCUGGAACCUGAAAAAGAAGCGUCUCCCACAGACUCUUGUAAGGCUCCCGUAAAGUCCAAGAAGCGCAUCCACUCAGAGGACGGAGGGACCCCGAGCUCUGCUGAACCCCAAAAGCUUCUCAGGAAAAGGGUGCUUCAGCUGGAUGACUUCACCUGCGUAUCUGUGCUGGGCAAGGGGCAUUUCGGGAAGGUACUUCUUGCCGAGUAUAAGAAGACGGGAAAGCUGUAUGCCAUCAAAGCGCUGAAGAAGCGAGAGAUCGUGAGCCGAGAUGAGUUCGAAAGUUUGCAGUGUGAGAAGCGGAUCUUUGAGGUGGUGAAUUCUUCUGAUCACCCGUUCUUGGUGAACCUUUUUGGAUGCUUCCAGACCUCAGCGCAUGCGUGUUUUGUCAUGGAGUACAUGCCGGGCGGAGACCUGAUGAUGCACAUACAUGAAAAUAUCUUCUCGCUACCUGCAACAAGGUUCUACUCCGCCUGCGUGGUCCUGGGACUCCAGUUCCUACACCAGAACAAAAUCAUUUACAGAGACUUGAAGCUGGACAACUUACUGAUGGACGCCAGUGGCUUUGUGAAGAUUGCAGAUUUUGGGCUCUGUAAAGAAGGUAUGGGAUAUGGUGACAGGACCAGCACCUUCUGUGGUACACCCGAGUUCCUCGCGCCUGAGGUUCUGACCGACACGUCGUAUACGUACGCAGUGGACUGGUGGGGACUGGGAGUGCUGAUCUAUGAGAUGCUGGUUGGAGAGUGUCCGUUUCCUGGUGACGAUGAGGAGGAGGUGUUUGAUAGUAUCGUGAAUGAAGAAGUGCGUUACCCACGUUUCCUGGCCAAGGAAGCCAUCAACAUUAUACGGAAGUUACUUCGGAAAACACCUGAUCGCCGCCUAGGGGCUGGUGUAGGUGACGCAGAGGAGAUAAAAACACAACCUUUCUACCAGGAGAUGGACUGGGAGGUCCUGUAUGCCCGCAAGCUGCAGCCUCCCUUCGUACCCGCCUUAAACGAUCCCUUUGACGUUCGGAAUUUCGAUGAAGAAUUCACUGGGCAGAAACCCGUGCUGUCUCCAUCGGACGACCCUCGCCCCUUGACCGCCGCCGACCAGAUUCUCUUCCAGGACUUUGACUUUGUCUCUGAUCUUCUUCUUGGAGAGAAGAAGUGACGCUGCCGAUCUUAAGACAAUAUCUUGGCCUCCUCUCCAGCUUUACUACGUUUGGUGUGUGAUAUAAUGCACUUACUGACGGGACCUACUGCAAACUAUGGCAUCUAUGUCUACCUCAGCUCAGCCGCUGUUCUUCAUGCACUUAUUGCCAUGAUACCUGUGCCAAAUGAGCAGCCAUGAUGUCUUGUACCUCUACUGCUAAGUUGUCUAUAGGAGUCCUUCAAUCGUCCUCCUCCUCAAGGUCUGGGGUCUGCAAACGCAAUAUAACAGUGGUAGCCAUUGAGGGAGAAAACCGAUAGUCUCGUGUCGUCCUCUUCUGUCAGCCAUUUUUAUUAUAUUUAGAAGUCCGCAUUAAAGGGCAUGCCCACCCAUGCCACCAUUCUUCAUUGAACCAGUGCAUCUAAAAUGAAGCCACUUUGCAAAUUGUUUUGUUUAUGCAGAUCUUUGUCUCCAUGGUAACAGACUACAAGCAAAACUUGCGUAGUCUGAUCCUGUAGUCGAGCGCUCUUCCAUCUGUCCCCUGCUUCUUGCGCAUACCCACGGUGACAGAAGGAUCGGUGACACAUCGCACUGCAGAGGAGCGGUCUAUAAUAGGUCAUUUCUGAUCAUGACUAAUUGACUACGUACAGAGUUUCUUCAGUUUAUUUUAGAUGUGUUUUAGCAAUGGAAAAAAAAUGUUGUUUAGGUAGAUAUUUUUGGGUCAGGCUCAGCACAAUUGCUCUCCCACCACUAAAAAAUACAAUGCGCAUUGGAAAAAAAGAAAACGUAUGUGGCGAGGUAGACCUGUAUAUACCGUGUACAUAUUCUGCUUUCAACUCUCAGCCGAUGGGACGGUUAUAACUUCUUCAUUUCUGGAUUUUCUAGACCGCUGUUUGAGAAACAGCGCCACUCUUGUUAAUGGGCUGUGCCUGGUAUUGCAGUUUUGCUGAUAAGAGGUUGAGAUGCAAUACCAGGGACAGUCCAUUGAGAAGAGGGGUGCUGUUUCUGAAUGGAGGCAUCAAAGUUGUUUAAAUCUCAUAAAAUGCAUUUUUAAAGGGCUUCUAAGUCGCGUAAAACUUUUGUGCAAGCGUUCCAGAAGGGGGGGCUCUAUAGAUGUAUACAACUGCCGCCACUGGUUUGAUUGCGGCUGCAGAAGGGGAUUUUGUUUUGGUUGAUAUUGAUUGGAAGCAUACAUAGAUUCCCAAUUCUAUAUCCCCCCCCCCCCCCCCCCCACCUACGUGCAUUUCUGGUUCCCAAUACUUGCAUAUUCUGGGAUCAGGGCGACCCCAUGGUUUCCAUGCAUAUACCGGAAUGGCACAAGGACGUAGAUUUUGGUCGUCUGAGGUUUACAAAAUCUUUCAGUCCAAUGUCGGAGCAUUACAUGGUCGCUACACCAUGGAAGGCCAGAUCUAUAAGCAUAUUUCCUGUACAGAACUCCUUUAAUAUCCCUGUAUUGUGUGGCGGGCCUCUCCCUAUGGAGCGAUGGACUGGCAUAGCCCUGGUAUAACCAGUGCCGCUUGUGGUUAUACCAUGCUGUGUGCUUCCUGCACUACAAAUGAAGGAAAAUAGAAGAAAGACCCUUUAAGAGCGCAUCCGAUGUGUCCUACAGUCAGUGUUGGACGGGUGUUACCUGUAUCAUAGUAAUAUAUAGAGAACGGUGUGUUUUUAAUGUUCAGAUUUUUGUUAUAUUACAAGUCGGGCAGAGUUUCCCUUUAAAAGCCGCAGCAAUGAUUUAUGAAGGGGAAUAUGUGCCGCCCUGUGUACUAAUAAACCACGUUUGG
Messenger RNA from Bufo gargarizans (Asiatic toad), 4719 nucleotides. It is a transcript of the gene PKN3, whose product is annotated as protein kinase N3. NCBI's taxonomy places the organism in Eukaryota, Metazoa, Chordata, Amphibia, Anura, Bufonidae. Gene Ontology annotation, molecular function: small GTPase binding; protein serine/threonine kinase activity; ATP binding. The transcript has 21 exons. The record is from RefSeq and is a predicted model, not a curated record. The coding region runs from base 146 to 2959 and encodes 937 amino acids. Gene Ontology annotation, biological process: protein phosphorylation; signal transduction.